This is a messenger RNA of Perkinsus marinus ATCC 50983, 1002 nucleotides long. RefSeq names its product cathepsin L, putative. The record is from RefSeq and is a predicted model, not a curated record. Bases 1 to 1002 code for a protein of 333 amino acids. NCBI's taxonomy places the organism in Eukaryota, Perkinsozoa, Perkinsida, Perkinsidae. Gene Ontology annotation, cellular component: lysosome. Gene Ontology annotation, molecular function: cysteine-type endopeptidase activity. The transcript is spliced from 10 exons.
AUGCUCAUAAUCAUUUCACUCGUUCUUCUCUCAAUCCUACCUUUGGUCAAGUGCUUGGAGGAGGGAACUGUGGAGUUGGCUUUCAUGGGUUUUCAACAUAAGUUCGGUAAAAAUUACGAGUCUAAGGAGGAAGAAGUCAAAAGGAAUGCCAUCUUUCAAGCCAACCUCCAUCACAUCGAGCAAGUCAACGCUAAAGAUCUGUCUUACAAGCUGGGCGUCAAUGAGCAUGCGGACCUCACACACGAGGAGUUCGCCGCUCUGAAGCUCGGCACUUUGAAGAUGAGUACGAGAAGGGAUGAUAAGUUUGUUAUUGAAGCUGACACUACACAGCUCCCAACUUCGGUGGAUUGGAGGAAUAAGAAUGUAUUAACCCCAGUUAAGGAUCAAGGUUCCUGUGGGAGCUGCUGGGCUUUCUCCACGACCGGUGCCCUCGAGGCGCAGUAUGCCAUCGCUACAGGUAAGCUUUUGUCGCUCUCCGAGCAGCAGCUUGUGGAUUGCAGUUCCGGCUAUGGGAACAAUGGCUGUGAAGGAGGCCUCAUGGACGAUGCUUAUGAGUACAUAAAGUCAGCUGGCCUCGAUCAAGAGUCAACCUACUCUUAUAAUGGUACAGACGACGUUUGUCAAGGCUCCCUUGCGAAACGGUCCGACGGCAUCCCGGCUGGCGAAGUUACCGGCUUUCACAUGCUAGAUAAGACUGAGCAGAGCUUGAUGAAAGCGCUGGCGGAUGCUCCGGUCUCCGUCGCCAUGUAUGCCGCGGAUCCCGAUUUUCGCUUUUACAAAUCCGGAGUGUAUUCAUCUGCAACCUGUAAUGGAAAACUUGAUCACGGUGUUGUGGCGGUUGGUUAUGGCACCGAAAAUGGAUCAGAUUACUUCAUCAUCAGAAAUUCUUGGGGAUCCUCCUGGGGCCAAGCUGGAUACUUCUAUUUAAAGCGAGGAGUUUCUGGUUACGGUGAAUGCAACAUUCUCGAGUACAUGUGUGUUGCUACGCUCAAGUCUGGCUAA